AAUGGAGAGGUGAGGAAAAUGAGAACCCAAAGGAUGGAUGUGGGCUCUUCUAAGCUUCAAGUUUGGAUAAAUAGGCAACUUUGGCAAAGCCCCGCCUUUCUCUCAGACUUGAGGAUGUAAAUUCAGAGAUAUGUGGCUGCUUUGAAGCCAUUCUUAUUCUAAAGGUCUCAGAUUAUCAAUAUGUUUCUUCCAGCAAUUUAACAGAAAAUAAACCUGCAUUCUUUUACAUUUUUAUCCAACACAAUCUCUUUAAUUACUUGCAAAAGAAAGCUGAUUGGAUCAAAUUCGGGAAUGGGCAAUACGGCAAUUUCGUUUGCUCCGGGGCCCACAAAUACAACUCGCCAUUUUUGUACCGGUGGAAAGAAAAUGAAAAGGAAAAUUAGGCAUAUAUUGUUCAGAGGACCAGAGCCAUUAAAACAGAAAGCUGAGACUGGAGUUUUACGUUAUCCUUAAAUAACGUCCGUACUACCAACUGAACUCUGAGUGAGGGAGAGACUCAGAAUUCUUGCAUAGGAGCAAAAAAAUGGCGGCAGAGACUGUGAGAUUAACGGGUUCGAGUUUGUAUUCGCUAUGCAGCUUCAACGGGUCUCCAAGGGGAGCUAACUCUUCCUCUAGACCAAUUCGGUUUCUGGGUCUCCCUCCUCGAGCUUCUUUCUCUCCUUCUUCAAUCUCUUCCUCGCUUUCUCAUUUUUUGGGAAGCAUGCGUUUUGGCUCACAGUCUUCCAAGGUUUACACUUCACGUCAACAACAGCAGAGGAGAAACUUCUCUGUCUUUGCCAUGGCCGCUGACGAGACAAAGCGUGCAGUACCAUUGAAAGAUUACCGUAACAUUGGAAUUAUGGCUCACAUAGAUGCAGGGAAGACUACUACAACUGAGCGGAUUCUGUAUUAUACAGGAAGAAACUAUAAAAUAGGGGAAGUACAUGAAGGAACAGCUACAAUGGACUGGAUGGAGCAAGAACAAGAAAGAGGAAUCACCAUUACUUCUGCUGCAACUACCACAUUUUGGAACAAACACCGGAUUAACAUUAUUGAUACUCCUGGGCAUGUCGACUUCACACUUGAAGUAGAACGAGCACUCAGGGUGUUGGAUGGUGCCAUAUGCCUAUUUGACAGUGUAGCUGGUGUGGAACCACAGUCUGAAACUGUGUGGAGGCAAGCUGAUAAAUACGGAGUACCAAGAAUUUGCUUUGUCAAUAAGAUGGACCGCCUUGGAGCAAACUUCUUUCGAACAAGAGACAUGAUAGUAACAAACUUGGGUGCUAAACCUCUUGUUAUUCAACUUCCAGUUGGUUCAGAAGAUAAUUUUCAAGGGGUGAUUGAUAUUGUAAAGAUGAAAGCUAUACUUUGGUCAGGAGAAGAAUUGGGUGCAAAGUUUGAAUAUGCGGAUAUUCCUGCAGAACUUGAAGAGUUGGCUCAAGAAUACCGGGCACUGUUGAUAGAGAAUAUAGUUGAGUUGGAUGAUGAUGUUAUGGAGAAAUAUCUAGAAGGAGUUGAACCUGAUGAGGAAACCAUAAAACAACUAAUUAGGAAGGGCACAAUUGCUAGCAGUUUUGUGCCGGUCUUAUGUGGAUCUGCUUUUAAGAAUAAGGGGGUUCAGCCGUUGCUUGAUGCUGUUGUUGAUUAUUUGCCUUCUCCACUUGAUUUGCCAUCAAUGAAGGGUACUGAUCCAGAGAAACCAGAAGUGACGGUUGAAAGGACCGCAAGUGAUGAUGAACCAUUUUCUGGACUGGCUUUCAAAAUCAUGAGUGAUCCAUUUGUGGGAUCCCUCACAUUUGUGAGAGUUUAUGCAGGGAAGCUAGCUGCAGGAUCUUAUGUAUUGAAUGCAAACAAAGGAAAGAAGGAGAGAAUUGGAAGACUUCUAGAAAUGCAUGCCAACAGUAGGGAGGAUGUAAAGGUAGCUUUAACAGGUGAUAUUGUUGCCCUAGCAGGUCUAAAAGAUACAAUAACUGGUGAAACACUCUGCGAUCCUGAUAGCCCUAUUGUGCUUGAACGUAUGGACUUCCCUGACCCUGUGAUCAAGGUUGCAAUUGAACCCAAGACUAAAGCCGAUGUCGAUAAGAUGGCAAACGGUUUGAUCAAACUUGCUCAGGAGGACCCUUCUUUCCACUUCUCACGAGAUGAAGAAAUCAAUCAGACUGUUAUUGAAGGAAUGGGGGAAUUGCAUCUCGAGAUUAUUGUAGACCGCCUGAAAAGAGAAUUCAAGGUGGAAGCUAAUGUUGGUGCACCCCAAGUUAACUACCGAGAAAGCAUUUCCAAAGUUUCAGAAGUGAAGUAUGUGCAUAAAAAACAGUCAGGUGGACAAGGACAGUUUGCUGAUGUAACUAUACGAUUUGAACCUAUGGAGGCAGGUAGUGGAUACGAGUUCAAAAGUGAAAUCAAGGGAGGUGCAGUGCCAAGAGAAUAUAUUCCUGGGGUGAUGAAAGGACUGGAGGAGUGCAUGAAUAAUGGAGUUCUUGCAGGCUUUCCUGUCGUUGAUGUACGUGCUGUACUGGUUGAUGGUUCUUACCACGAUGUGGAUUCGAGUGUCUUGGCAUUUCAACUAGCAGCUAGAGGAGCUUUCCGUGAUGGCAUCAAGAAAGCUGCCCCAAAGAUGCUAGAACCUGUAAUGAAAGUCGAAGUGGUCACACCUGAAGAACAUUUGGGAGAUGUUAUUGGUGAUCUCAACUCCAGGAGAGGUCAGAUUAACAGCUUUGGUGACAAACCUGGCGGCCUCAAGGUGGUUGAUUCGCUGGUUCCACUGGCAGAGAUGUUCCAAUAUGUUAGUACUCUCAGGGGAAUGACAAAAGGUCGUGCAUCCUACACCAUGCAAUUAGCCAAAUUUGAUGUUGUCCCUCAGCACAUUCAAAACCAGCUUGCUACAAAGGAGCAAGAAGUUGCUGCUUGAUUCCUGGGAGUAGCAUUAGCUUUUUGCCAGAUAGAUAGUUUGAUACUGAUGAUUCAAUGAACCAGUUUUGUUUUCACUUGUACCCACUUCAUAUAUAAUUGCAAAAGAAUUUGUCCCUAAACAUUAUUACACCACUUUGACAUGAAAAAGAGAGAAGGAAAAGCGAUUGUCACUUCAA
Messenger RNA from Manihot esculenta (cassava), 3065 nucleotides. RefSeq names its product elongation factor G-1, chloroplastic. The record is from RefSeq and is a predicted model, not a curated record. The coding region runs from base 524 to 2887 and encodes 787 amino acids. Gene Ontology annotation, biological process: ribosome disassembly; translational elongation; mitochondrial translation. Gene Ontology annotation, molecular function: GTPase activity; GTP binding; translation elongation factor activity. Gene Ontology annotation, cellular component: chloroplast; mitochondrion. NCBI's taxonomy places the organism in Eukaryota, Viridiplantae, Streptophyta, Magnoliopsida, Malpighiales, Euphorbiaceae. The transcript is spliced from 4 exons.